Molecule: messenger RNA, 1023 nt
Organism: Procambarus clarkii (red swamp crayfish)
Lineage: Eukaryota; Metazoa; Arthropoda; Malacostraca; Decapoda; Cambaridae
Source: RefSeq, a predicted model, not a curated record
AUGGCUAUGAGUAGUGCAGAUGAUUACCGUGAUGAAGGUCGUGUCAAGUGGCUCUCCGGACGCAGGCUGGACUGGCUCUCCGGACGCAGGCCGGACUGGCUCUCCGGACGCAGGCCGGACUGGCUCUCCGGACGCAGGCCGGACUGGCUCUCCGGACGCAGGCCGGACUGGCUCUCCGGACGCAGGCCGGACUGGCUCUCCGGACGCAGGCCGGACUGGCUCUCCGGACGCAGGCCGGACUGGCUCUCCGGACGCAGGCCGGACUGGCUCUCCGGACGCAGGCCGGACUGGCUCUCCGGACGCAGGCCGGACUGGCUCUCCGGACGCAGGCCGGACUGGCUCUCCGGACGCAGGCCGGACUGGCUCUCCGGACGCAGGCCGGACUGGCUCUCCGGACGCAGGCCGGACUGGCUCUCCGGACGCAGGCCGGACUGGCUCUCCGGACGCAGGCCGGACUGGCUCUCCGGACGCAGGCCGGGCUGGCUCUCCGGACGCAGGCCGGGCUGGCUCUCCGGACGCAGGCCGGGCUGGCUCUCCGGACGCAGGCCGGGCUGGCUCUCCGGACGCAGGCCGGGCUGGCUCUCCGGACGCAGGCCGGGCUGGCUCUCCGGACGCAGGCCGGGCUGGCUCUCCGGACGCAGGCCGGGCUGGCUCUCCGGACGCAGGCCGGGCUGGCUCUCCGGACGCAGGCCGGGCUGGCUCUCCGGACGCAGGCCGGGCUGGCUCUCCGGACGCAGGCCGGGCUGGCUCUCCGGACGCAGGCCGGGCUGGCUCUCCGGACGCAGGCCGGGCUGGCUCUCCGGACGCAGGCCGGGCUGGCUCUCCGGACGCAGGCCGGGCUGGCUCUCCGGACGCAGGCCGGGCUGGCUCUCCGGACGCAGGCCGGGCUGGCUCUCCGGACGCAGGCCGGGCUGGCUCUCCGGACGCAGGCCGGGCUGGCUCUCCGGACGCAGGCCGGGCUGGCUCUCCGGACGCAGGCCGGGCUGGCUCUCCGGACGCAGGCCGGGCUGGCUCCUUCCAUAA